CUGGGAAGCAGGGUUGACUGCGCUCUCACAUCAUUUCUGAAAUCGAAGUCACUUACUUACUUUGAGGAUAAUUCUGUGAUGGAUAGGAACAAGAAUUACAACAAGAAGAAGCAGCAGCACAAAGCAGCUGGUAUUAGUCAAUUUCAAUGGAGACCCGUCUCUGUCUCUUCUUCUUCUUCUUCUAAUAUUGGAGAAUCCCUGGUCAAAGAUGUUGCAAAUGAGUCAGAAGAUGGCAAUCAUGUUCAAGAAGUGAUAAAGGUUGCUCAAGUGGUGGCUGAUAAUUCUGACUCAACCAUCAGAUCUUGUGUGCUGGAUGAUUGUGUUGAGCCCGUGCUUUCUGCUGAGAAGCAUUCACUUUCGCUUCAGGUGGAUGCUUCUCUGAUUCAUUUCAUUAAAGGAAAAGUAGGAUCUGCUCAAAAAAGGAUUGAAGAGGAGAUGGCUGUUAAGAUUGUUUUUCAAUCGUCAAAGAAUGAAGAAUCAAUUGUCAUUGAAGGCAUUUCAACUGAUUUUGUGACAAGAGCUUCAGAAAAGAUACAAGCUAUUAUUGAUGAGGCAAUUGAAACAGAUCUCGACUACUCUCACUUUGUAUCGCUUCCAUUGGGAAUAUACCCUGAAUUGGUUGAUAAGCUAGUUGAUUUUCAGAACUCCAUACUGGGAAUUAAUUAUGUUUCUGUAGAUGCAAACGUGGAAAGUGAUUAUAAUGAAGACACUUCAGACAUCAAAAAUAAGGGUCAAGUACUAAUUGAAGGAGAUGGUGUAGCUGUUGAACUUAAAGCUGAAGAUGAUAAUCAGGUUAAAGUGGGUUUAACUAGCAUACCUUUUGUUAGUUAUCCUCCUAAACCACGAAGGUUGCCUAAUGCUUCUGACUUUGGAAUAGACAAAACCAUAUUCAUUAGACCUACAACAUUUCACUUGACUGUACUCAUGUUGAAGUUGUGGAACAAGGAGCGAGUCAAUGCAGCUUCAGAUGUUCUGAAGAGUAUCUCAUCAAAAGUGAUUGAUGCCUUGGAUAAUCGACCGGUCUCCAUCAGGCUUAAAGGGCUGGAUACCAUGAGAGGGUCUUUGUCCAGAGCUCGUGUUCUAUAUGCUCCUGUUGAAGAAAUUGGGAGUGAAGACCGACUUUUACUUGCAUGUCAAGUCAUCAUUGAUGCAUUUGUUGAGGCUGGACUUGUUAUGGAGAAAGAUGCUAAGCAUAAGUUAAAGUUGCAUGCCACAGUGAUGAACGCAAGGAACAGGAAAGGGAAGAGACAAAGCAAGAAUGAUUCCUUUGAUGCAAGGGGCAUAUUCAAGCAGUUCGGAUCAGAGGAUUGGGGAGAGUAUGUUAUCCCCGAAGCUCAUCUUUCAAAGCGCUUUGUGUAUGAUGAUAACGGAUAUUACUAUUGCUGUGCUUCGAUACCUUUUCCAGGGAAAGAAGCUUGCAAGUGUAGACUGAUCGACGCACAUAGCUAAACUACCUUUUGGUGGGGAAUAGUUGAAGUAUUAACUGCUGAAAAUCGUCAAAAAUUUGGGUUGCUUUUAUAGUAUUUUAAAGAUUUCAGCUUUUAGAACUACAGCAGGAGUAAGUAUUUCAUUGCAUCGGAUAUACAAACAUUAUGCUUAUCAUUGUACGAGGAUCAGUAAUGUUAAAGAUGUUGUGUUUUUUAUUCUUCUUUUCCUUGACAAAGUGGAGGUCUGAAUUCAAGACUUGUUGAGGCUUCGAAAAUAGUAAUAUCUCAUUGGCAUAAAAUUGCCAUUUUGAGGACGUUUGUUCCUUGAAAUCUCA
Messenger RNA from Populus euphratica (Euphrates poplar), 1762 nucleotides. RefSeq lists its product as uncharacterized. The transcript is spliced from 13 exons. The record is from RefSeq and is a predicted model, not a curated record. Bases 79 to 1449 code for a protein of 456 amino acids. Gene Ontology annotation, molecular function: RNA binding. Gene Ontology annotation, cellular component: nucleus. Lineage: Eukaryota; Viridiplantae; Streptophyta; Magnoliopsida; Malpighiales; Salicaceae. Gene Ontology annotation, biological process: regulation of DNA-templated transcription; DNA alkylation repair.